Molecule: messenger RNA, 966 nt
Organism: Striga hermonthica
Lineage: Eukaryota; Viridiplantae; Streptophyta; Magnoliopsida; Lamiales; Orobanchaceae
Source: the annotation of a GenBank genome assembly
AUGGAUCCUUCGAACUCCGUCAAUGGCUUCUACAAUUUCCUUACACGGGGCAUAGACGACCUCGAACGUGUGUUCUGUUCGAGCAGUUUCAUGUCUGUCCAAUUCUUACAGAGGGCUUUGGCCCUUUUGAGGUCUCUCCACAGCCAGAUGACGCUUUUGGUCCAGAAGCUCCACUUGCCCGUCGGCGAGAAGUGGCUCGACGAGUACAUGGACGAAAGCUCCAAGCUUUGGGAGGUCUGCCACGUCCUCAAGAAUGGAGUUUCGGGCCUCGAGAGUUACUACGCUUCGGGCCUCAACGUCGUCGCCUCUCUCGACGGCCAUCGCCGCCUGAGCGCGCAGGUUUCCCGUCAGGUUAUCCGGGCCAUAUCGGGCUGCAGAAGGGAAGCAGUGGGCCUGGAGCAAGAAAACCGGUCCCUAAUGGAAACAAGAAUCGAGCCCCUCUCGUUGAAAUUCGACGAGAAAGUCGCAGUCGAGUCCAAGCUCAACGGGUUCAAUGGGUUCCGAGGCGUGCUAUACGCCAUGAGGAACGUGAGCUCACUCUUGCUCACGAUCCUGCUGCACGGGCUCGUCUAUUGCUGGCCCCACCCGAACCUAUCGACAAACGGGUACGAACAAGGGAGGCUGUUUUUCGGGUCGGCCUUCAUGAUAUCCACGGCCCGUUUGCACCAGCGGGUCGUAUCUGAGAUUGACCAGGUCACUGGUCGGGCCGGAGUUCUGCUUUACGAGUUCAGGAGGUCGAGGGCUGCCAUGGAUGAGCUGAGGGGUGAGCUUGAGAGGAGGUGCUCACAGGGGACUGUGGUUGAGUUGGAAGCUGAGGUUGGGUUGAGGGAGAGGGUUGAGGGGCUCAAGUGCAAUUUUGGUAACUUGAGGGCUGGGACUGAGAAUAUUAUUGGGCAGCUUGAUGAUUUCUUUGAUGAGAUUGUUGAGGGUAGGAAGAAGCUCUUGGAUUUCUGCAGCCAUAGGUAG